AUGUAUUGCUUAAUUCUAUGCAAAGAGACUUUCGGAUCGGGGAACUUGAGUACUGCUUUAUACAUAAGGGAGAUCUUCGAGCUAUAUUUAGAAGCUGAAUUCAUAAAAAUUGUUAACAUCAACUGUGAAAGUUCUUUGAAAGACAUAGACAACUUUAAUCGAUCAACUGCAAACCCCAAAUUAGUGAUUGCCCUUCAUUUACGUCAAUGCUCACAUCUUGUCAGUCUGCUAGACAAAAGUAUACCUGUUCUUGCAAUGUGCACUGGGUCUGACAUAAAUAUGGAUAGAACUCAUGCGGUAUAUUUAAAGCUGAUGACAUAUUUAGUUGACCGAAGUUUUGCAGUUGUUUUACUUAACCGACCAAUGUUGAAGCAGUUUAAAGAAACUUGGCCUCAUUAUCCUGGUCAGCUGCAAGUCAUACACCAAGCAAUACGGGUUGACGUUGAGGACGCAAAUCACUAUAAAAAAGACAUUCUGACGGCAAUCGAAUGUAAACUAGGAGUAAAUUUGCAACCGUUCUUCAUUGUUGCUGGUCUCUUGAGAGAUGUGAAAGAUCCAAUGUUCGCGCUUCAAGCAUUCCUAGAAUGGAGAAAUCAAGAUAAAAAAGAGAAUAAGGAUUCGAAAGUGACUUCAACUAUUAAUUAUAAAUCUUAUAAUCUUUUAUAUGUUGGAUCGGUUGAAGAAGAUACAGAAAAUAUACAACAAUUUAUUGAUGAAAUAGAUGGAAAAGUUGUACAUCGAUGUGAUUCAUUAACACAAAAAGAAUUGCAUUCAUUAAUGCUUAGCUCUCAAGCACUGAUCAAUUGUUCAAUCAGUGAAGGCCAGUCUUUGGCUGUAAUGGAGGCUAUGUCUCUUGGAGUUCCGGUUGUGGUGAGAGAAAAUCCAGGUAACUGUGAUCUUAUCAAACAUAGAAAAAAUGGGUUGGUAUUCAGAACAUCCAAGGAGCUGGGAGAAUGUCUAACUUAUCUAGAAGAAAAUCCUGAAAUAAAGAAACAACUAAUUUUCGCAGGGGAAGAGUUUAUGGGAGGCAAAGAAUUCCAAAGAGGAUAUCAAGCGAAAUUAUAUUCACACGUAAUCCAACAUAUUUAUUCUAGUGUAUAA
Messenger RNA from Schistosoma guineensis, 1101 nucleotides. NCBI's taxonomy places the organism in Eukaryota, Metazoa, Platyhelminthes, Trematoda, Strigeidida, Schistosomatidae. The record is from the annotation of a GenBank genome assembly.